Messenger RNA from Varroa destructor (honeybee mite), 656 nucleotides. RefSeq lists its product as uncharacterized. The record is from RefSeq and is a predicted model, not a curated record. Gene Ontology annotation, cellular component: nucleoplasm; mitochondrial ribosome; mitochondrion. Lineage: Eukaryota; Metazoa; Arthropoda; Arachnida; Mesostigmata; Varroidae. Gene Ontology annotation, biological process: mitochondrial translation. Gene Ontology annotation, molecular function: RNA binding.
UUGACAAAGAACUUGAUUCUGUUUAAUCGCAUCGUGUUUCGGUUUGCAUAUUAUCUAGGCUUUUAAACCGUAUUUAUUUGUUCUUUUUACUUUUGCAAAGAUGAGAACGACCGACCCUUUGCAAUUCUCAGCAGCUGAUGUCCUUCAUAGUAGAGUCAGUUGCCGUAAUCCGGUUGUUAGAAAGAUACCGUUCCGGGAGAUGCUACCGAUGCAGCUUAAGGAUAAGGUGUCAGGAAAAAAAGAAAAUUCAAAGGGUGUCGCUUGUCUUCCAGAGAUGUUUACGCUGUUUACCUGUUUAAGCAAAACGGACUUCGACACUCUGAAGUGCCCCAAUGAAGUUAAGGCCUUUCAACUGUGCUACAAGAACCAUACUGCGAACGUUGCUGAGUACAAAGCUAAAGGCUCCCUCGGAAUUCUCGUUCCCGACCAGAAACUGAAUGACAUGACCUCACAACAAAUCAACACCCUCCUGAAAAAGUACCCGAUAGGGCAGUUCAUGAAGAAGAUUCGCUGGUAGUCGAAGCAGAUAGAAGAGACGGUCUCUUUCGGUUGCUAACCAUAGAACAUUUAAAUGAACUAAUUUAAACAGUCAUCUAAUUUUGCUGUAAUACACGUGUAGUAAGAAAUCGCAUUGAAAAACAGAAUAAACGCUUAUA